This is a messenger RNA of Annulohypoxylon maeteangense, 2431 nucleotides long. Its product is annotated as ATP-dependent RNA helicase mss116. The record is from RefSeq and is a predicted model, not a curated record. Gene Ontology annotation, molecular function: ATP binding; nucleic acid binding. Gene Ontology annotation, cellular component: mitochondrion. The coding region runs from base 230 to 2347 and encodes 705 amino acids. The transcript has 2 exons. Lineage: Eukaryota; Fungi; Ascomycota; Sordariomycetes; Xylariales; Hypoxylaceae.
AUAUCCCGGUUCCGAUUUCAAGUGGAUCCGUUUCAACGGACCGGACCUAGACCCUGGUCAAAAAAGUUUCUGAAAAGAAAAAAAAAUCGAAUAGUUGAAGAAUUUCAAUUCGCCUCGACACUCGCGCCUUUAAUUUUCAUUUAUAAGGUCGUGCGCAUAUGAGAAGAUUUCUUCACUUCCCAUUCCUAUUUUUGCGAACUUUGGGAAUUAAAUCCUCUCUGCAGUCGCAAUGUUCAAGUCUUCCUUACGGCAUGCCCGCAUAGGCAAUUUGGCUCGUCGCCAACUCUCGAGUUUGGCCCCGCGGCAGAUUCUCUCUCGACCCCUCGUAGCAUCGUGUCAAAGAUUGUCGCAGGUUCAACUCCAAUCAUCUUCCUUCAGACAGCUUGCCAUUCGAUUAUAUUCUUCGGAAGCGGCCGCGCAUCCUAAUACAGCCGUCGAAGAUUCACCAGCUGGAAUAUACGAUGUGACCCGGUUCGAAGACCUAGCAAAGCUGGGUGUUGAUGAACGAAUUAUUCGGGCUAUUACCCAAGACAUGCGAUAUGACACAAUGACUGACGUCCAGUCUCUGACAAUUAACCCGGCGCUCAAGGGCGUUGAUCUAGUUGCGCAAGCAAAGACUGGAACUGGCAAGACUCUAGGCUUUCUCAUCCCUCUUUUCCAACGUCUCCUAUCAGUUGAACCUAGCCUUGCUCAGCCAUCUGCCCGUCGAAAUGCUUCCUCAGAAGAUAUCCGCGGCAUUAUUAUGUCCCCAACACGUGAGCUUGCAGAGCAAAUCGGCGUUGAGGCACAGAAGCUAGCCAGACACACUGGUAUCGUUAUUCAAACGGCCGUCGGUGGCACGAGAAAGAAGGAAGCCAUGUGGAAGAUGCGCCGAGAGGGUUGCCAUGUACUUGUCGCCACUCCCGGUAGACUUCAGGAUAUUCUCCAAGACCCAGAAUCCGGCGUGAAGGCUCCUAAGUUACAAGCUGUAGUGUUGGAUGAAGCCGACCGCAUGCUAGACGUUGGCUUCGCCGACGACAUUCGCAACAUCCUAGAUCUCCUCCCUCCUAUCAACAAGGUCGACCGCCAAACUCUUCUGUUUUCUGCCACCAUUCCUCGAGAUGUCGUCCACCUAGCCAAGAACAUGGUCAAAACGGACAAUUUUGAGUUUGUGCAAACAAUCAGCCCCGAUGAAACUCCAACCCACGAGCGUGUUCCGCAACACCUUAUUGAGGUAAACGGUUUCGAGAAUUGGUUCCCAACCGUUAUGGAAAUAGCCCAGCGAGCGCAACAGAAACACGCAGAGGACCCUACAAACCCCCCAUUCAAGGCAAUUGUUUUCUUCUCGAACACAUCUACUGUCGCAUUUGCGAACCGAGUCCUCAGAGGAACUUCUUUGGCUGGCAGAGCGGGUGGUGUCGGACUUUAUGAUAUUCAUUCAAAGCUUACACAGGGCCAGCGCACAAGGAACGCCGACCUCUUCCGAGCUGCUAAAGUUGGCAUUCUUGUUUCAUCCGAUGUCACCGCAAGAGGAAUGGAUUUCCCCAACGUAUCGCAUGUUAUCCAGAUCGGUCUUCCCCCAGACAGAGACCAAUAUAUUCACCGAGUCGGACGAACGGGCCGUGCCGGAAAGUCCGGUGAGGGAUAUCUCCUCUUAGCCAAGGAAGAAAUCCAAGAAGCGCGAAAUCGCCUUCCUGGCCUACCCAUCAAGCCCAACAGGGAUCUUCUGGCUCCACGACACGUAGUAGGACAGGGCGAAGCUCCCGCAGAAGUAUCGAACUUCUUCGAGGAGGUCUCUCAAGCUUACAAGGGCCUCCCAAAGCAAUAUUUUAGAGAGACGUACAGCUCAAUGCUCGGCCAGAAAAUGGGACGAUAUUUGCGACCCGAUGAUCUAGUUGAGUUACUCAACAGGUGGUGCUUUAAUGGCAUGGGCUGGGAAGAACAACCCGCCGUGACGCGAAAGUCGGCGGUCAACCGCGGACUGGUAAAUCUUCCUGGAAUCAGAAUCGGCUUUGAUGAGCCGGAUAUGGACCAAGAACAAUUUACUAGCUACGGCGGUCGAUCAGGCGGUGGCUUUGGCGGUCGAUCGGGUGGUUUCGGUGGUCGAUCCGGUGGCUUUGGUGAUGGUGGUCGAUCCGGUGGCUUCGGUGGUUUCGGUGGCCGAUCCGGUGGCUUUGGCGGCCGAGACGGCGGUCGAUCAGGUGGCUUUGGCGGCCGAGACGGUGGUCGAUCAGGCGGUUUUGGCGGCCGAUCCGGUGGCUACGGUCAAGGUGGCCGCGGUGGUGGUGGCGGUAGCAGAAGUGGUGGCUUCGGCAGCCGUUUCGGUUCACGCAAUGACGGUGGCUCAGGUGGAGGCGCAUCAUUCUAAAGGUAUCACGGCGCCUCUCCAUGUUGAAAAAAAGCCCCAAUUCCCCAGAUUCGACAUCUUGUUUUAAUUCCUAAUGUACCAUCU